Molecule: messenger RNA, 514 nt
Organism: Cylas formicarius (sweet potato weevil)
Lineage: Eukaryota; Metazoa; Arthropoda; Insecta; Coleoptera; Brentidae
Gene: COX7B
Exons: 2
Coding region: 117-404 (95 amino acids)
Source: RefSeq, a predicted model, not a curated record
AGCGGAACAAUUUUUCUAUGAUUGCGGACAUUGACGGGGGUUGACAUUGCAUAACAAUUUCUCCGUUUUAAUCGAAGAAAAAGGUUAUUAAUAAAGAACCGUAACGUUUUGUCGCGAUGCAGUGCGCGAAAGUGGGUCCCGCGAUUUUAAGAUGCAGUGGCCGCAGGUAUGCCUCGCACGGCCUCGCAAAGACAACGUACAACGACCUGCCGUCGCCGUCUGGCAGUUGGCAAACCAAUUACGACGCCCUGCAGCGUAGCUAUAAUGCCCGAUUGGCGAUCGGCAUCGGACUGCUCGGCGGCACCAUCGUUUUCGGCAAAGCGGCGGGCUUCUUUGAGUUCUACAACGAUUAUCCCGAAAGGCCCGCCACCAUCGAGAAUUACAAAACGUUCAAGAAGGAAUAGCGUUAGAAACCCGAUGUUGUAGUUUCGUUUAAACUUUAAAAGUUCGGCGCCUCGUUACGUGUAUGUGGAGACAAAUAAAACGUGCCGGACGAAAAUUGUUUGCUUCGAUU